AUUGAGUUCACGGAGGAGGUUUUAUUAUUAUUUUUUUUCCACCCCUCCUUAGAUACGGUCUCGGUGGAGUCUAAUGCUGAAAACAGACACUGGAGACACGGAAGAACGUCUGAAGGUCAGUGUGAUGCGGGUGAACACCGGACACCGGAGACGCUGCUUUUGUGCUCGAGAACAUCAUCCAGCAUCACGAGCUUAAAGAAGAGGAAAGGGGGAAAAAAAAGAAUAAAAAAAACACCGAAUACGUGGACGUUAAUGGGACGGAAGUAGAAUAAUUUCUUUUUCAAUUAGUUUUAUUCUUGCAGUAUUCUUGUGAGGUUAUUUAGCUAAGUACCGUAUCCGCUUAAACGUUAGAUAAUCGUUCACGCGCACGAUGAUGCAAAUCUGCGACUCGUGCAACCAGAAGAACUCACUGUACAGCGCGAUGACGCGGUUCAUCGGCGCCGUGAACAACAUGGACCAGACGGUGAUGGUGCCCAGCCUGCUGCGGGACGUGCCGCUGGACGACGACGAGGAUGUCGAUGCAGCUGUCGCGCGAGGAGAGGUGAAGAAGAGUCCGGCGCGCGCCGCGGGCUCCGGCAGCGCCGUGCACCCGGUGCCGGCCGCGUAUUUCCGCACGGGCGACAUGUACGGCUACUACGUGCUCCUCAAGUCCAUCCGCAACGACAUCGAGUGGGGCGUGCUGCAGGGCGACGAGGUCCGGCGCAAAGACCCCGCGCGCCUCGAGCCGGACGGCGAGGACCUCGAGCAGCUCUUCCGCUUCCACCUGAAAGGCCUGCACACCGUGCUCGGGGAGCUCACGCGCAAGGCCAACACGCUCACGAACCGGUACAAGCAGGAGAUCGGUAUCGGCGGCUGCGGGCUUUGAACUCUCAAUCUCUCGAGCACACACGCUGAAAAAAAAUACUAAUAUGCGUUCUCUUUAUUUCUAGUUCAAAGGAAAAUAAAUAACCAUUUAUAAAUCUUAUUUUAUAACUAUUGCACUUUUUGUUUUGUUUUUUUGGGGGGGCGGGGGGACUACAUUCUUUGCCUCGGGAUGACGCUCGUGCUUAUUAUAUGCAGUGUAUUUAAUAUGCAAAUGGAGAUGUUUUAUGACUGAAGACGUGAUGGAGACUAUCAGAGUGCAAAGCGCUACUAAUCCCCUUCAAAUCCCAGGCCUUAAAUCAGUGAAGCGGAAUCCAGUGAUCAUUCUGUUUAACAGGAUGUUGAGUGAUUCCUGGAGAUGAACUGCAUCAUGUUUAUAUAUAAAAAAAUAUAUAUUUAAAAAAAAAAA
Molecule: messenger RNA, 1270 nt
Organism: Ictalurus punctatus (channel catfish)
Lineage: Eukaryota; Metazoa; Chordata; Actinopteri; Siluriformes; Ictaluridae
Gene: mid1ip1b
Product: MID1 interacting protein 1b
Biological process (GO): regulation of lipid biosynthetic process
Cellular component (GO): cytosol
Source: RefSeq, marked provisional